AUGGGUAUGAUCAGCAUAUGGGGCGUGGUAGUUAAAAGAUUAAUGUACUCGAAGGUAGAAGUACUCGACCUUCCGCACUGCCAAAUUAAUAUCGCUGAACUAAAUUCAUCAGUUUUAAGGCCACUUUCCAAUUCGAGUUUACGCGAACUCCGCCUCAGUGGUAAUAACAUUGCUGCAGUUGCUUCAGAUAUCUUUCAGGCUCUGCCGGUGAUUGAAAAGUUGGAUCUUUCUUUCUGUAAAAUCAGAACCUUUCGUGCAAGUUUCAAGACACUAUCGUCCACGCUUAGGGAACUGGAUAUUAGCAUGAACGGUAUAUCUGAUUUGGAACUUUUUAAAUCAGUAGCACUUAGCUUCCCGAACCUACGGAAAUUGGUUGCCCAACACAACGAAUUCAUGGCGGUAAAAACGAUAAAUUAUCCGCCUCACCAACAUCUGAACGUUCUGGAUCUGUCUUUUAAUCGCUUGUAUGGAUAUCUCAACUUCACGCGCCUGACCAACCUACGUGAGUUGUAUUUGAAUGGGCUAUUUGGAAGUUUACCUUCUCCUUACACACAUCCGGGCCUUCAUCUAUUUAUAGUCCAAAACAUGACGUCAUUAGUCACAUUUCAGUACACACACAACAAGGCUUGUGUGCUGAGAAAUCACCUGAAUUUUUCUGCAUUCGAAGGAUUAUCCAGCAUCCGUAAAAUAGAUCUUACGGGUAAUGCGGUCUUCUGUAUGAUGAAAAUUGGGGUACUUCCUCAAAUUUUUAAAUCGCAGGUUCCACUGAGGAGGCUAAUUUUAGCUUCAAAUAGUAUCUCCAAACUUCCGAACAACAUGUUCUCCCAUCUGCCUCACUUAGAAUAUUUGGACUUAUCAGACAAUCAUAUGGAGAACGUCGAUACCGUAUUUGAUUCUCUCACUUCGCUCGUUUUCUUGAAUCUUAGAAAAAAUAAACUAGUGACAAUCGAUAUAGGUUCUAUAUUAGGAACGAACCCGCGCCUUCACUUCCUAAAUAUUGAGCUCAAUCGCUUUUCGUGUAGCUGCGAUUCCAGUUCGUUUUCCGAGUGGCUCCGUCAUACAACCACGAAAGUAUAUGGAGCAAGACAGAAAUGUAGCGAGCCGGCCGAGUACCAAAACACCGCCCUGGAGGACUUUAACCCGCCUUGGAUUACAUGCGGAAACCAUUUGAUUACUGUCGUGUUCUGUUGUAUCGGGGCCGGCGUUUUGAUUAUUGGAGCAGUGGCAGGUCUUGUGGCCUACUUUCGCCUUGACAUUGUAUACUGGUGGCACUUGAGAAGACUGAACCGUCGGCGGCACGGCUAUAUUCGCUGUGGCGACAGACAAGAACAGUACGAAUAUGACGCAUUUGUCGCUCAUAACAGUCGAGAUGAGGCGUGGGUCGUGCGCCAGUUUCUUCCACACGUGGAGGGUCAAGGUCAGGGACGAAACAUGCUCCAAGGUCAGGGUCAGGGUCAAGGUUAUGAACAAGGUCGAGACAUAUUUUUCAAUGUAUGUAUCCAUUCAAGAAACUUCCUACCGGGCGAUUACAUCAUAGAUAGCAUAGUGGAGAAAAUGGAGGCCAGCAAGGCGGUGAUACUGAUUAUAUCGCAACAUUUCUUACAGAGUGAUUGGUGUCGUUAUGAGAUCGACAUUGCUCAGGCCAAGGUACUGCGCGAGAGGCGUAAAUCGCUCAUUGUGGUGUUUCUGGAGAGGAUCCCACCCGAUCAACUCCCCAAGACGCUGCGACUCAUGAAGCGUCACGUGACCUACCUGGAGUGGCCAGAAGAGGAGAAUGAUGGGAAGAGGGAGGAGUUCUGGAAAAAGCUGAAACUUGCUCUGCUUAAGAGAACGCGGCAAAUUGAUGAAGCUUUAGAUGUAGAUGAAGCGCAGAUGUGA
Messenger RNA from Lingula anatina, 1878 nucleotides. RefSeq names its product toll-like receptor 6. Lineage: Eukaryota; Metazoa; Brachiopoda; Lingulata; Lingulida; Lingulidae. Gene Ontology annotation, cellular component: plasma membrane. Gene Ontology annotation, biological process: inflammatory response; signal transduction. The record is from RefSeq and is a predicted model, not a curated record. Gene Ontology annotation, molecular function: signaling receptor activity; protein binding.